Tachysurus vachellii is the source of this 1445-nucleotide messenger RNA. RefSeq names its product wnt 11, family member 2 (gene wnt11f2). Gene Ontology annotation, biological process: cell fate commitment; multicellular organism development; neuron differentiation. Bases 1 to 1053 code for a protein of 350 amino acids. Lineage: Eukaryota; Metazoa; Chordata; Actinopteri; Siluriformes; Bagridae. Gene Ontology annotation, molecular function: frizzled binding; cytokine activity. The transcript is spliced from 5 exons. The record is from RefSeq and is a predicted model, not a curated record. Gene Ontology annotation, cellular component: extracellular region.
AUGAAGGGAUUGCUGCUGACGUCACUGCUGAUCUACACGAGCGCGCGCAUCACCAACGCGAUCUACUGGCUGGGUCUCACAGUGAAUGGAAGCUCGGUAGGGUGGAAUGAGACGCAUCACUGCCGCUUGCUCCAUGCACUGGUUCCAGAUCAGCAGCAGUUGUGCAGGAGGAACCUGGAGCUGAUGCGCAGUGUGGUGCGAGCUGCGGAACUCACGAAGACGGCCUGCAGACAUGCCUUCAGAGACAUGCGCUGGAACUGUUCCUCUGUAGAGAGAGCACCACACUUCAGCCCUGAUCUCGCUAAGGGUACACGUGAGUCUGCGUUCGUCUUUUCUCUCUCUGCAGCCGUUCUCAGUCACACCAUCUCUCGCGCCUGUUCUUCAGGUGAGUUGCCGAGUUGUUCGUGUGCAGCAGCUCCGGCAGAACAGGCGUCUCCAGAUUUCCGCUGGGGUGGAUGUGGUGAUAACGUACGCUUUGGCCUGCAGAUGGGUGCCGCAUUCUCUGACGCCGCCUUAAACAGCAGACGCUCCGCCUCCCCUGUAGUCCGUCUAAUGCACCUGCACAACAAUGCUGUCGGCCGACAGGCUCUGUUGGACUCACUGGAGACGAAGUGUAAGUGUCAUGGCGUCUCGGGCUCAUGUUCAGUGAAGACGUGCUGGAAGUCCCUUCUGGACGUGGGUCACGCCUCGACUCAGCUUAAAGCUCGUUACCUGUCGGCCACGAAGGUGACCUCACGCCCAGUGGGCACACGUCGCCAUCUGGUUCCCCGGGACAUGGAGGUGAGGCCGGUCCUGGAGAGUGAGCUAGUUUACCUGAUCAGCUCACCUGAUUACUGCACCUAUAACUCCAAGCAUGGCUCAUACGGGACCACAGACAGGCAGUGUAAUAAGACAGUGAGUGGGAGUGGAAGUUGUAAUCUAAUGUGUUGUGGGCGGGGCUACAACACCUACACUGAGCAGGUGGAGGAACGAUGCCACUGCAGGUAUCACUGGUGCUGCUACGUCACCUGUAAGAAAUGUACACACACUGUUGAGAGGCACGUCUGCAAAUGACACACACAAGAGCUGAGAAAGAGAUGAACUCCACCUACAAGCACUACCUCUCCCUCAUCUAGUGUGUGAACACCGCCAUAGAAGCUGGUGUGUGUGUGUGUGUGUUUGUGCGUGCAUGCAUGCACACAUGUGUUCACAUUGGAUUUGAUUCACACAAAGCUCUGAGAAGAGAAAAGACGUAAAAGACUCAAGCCUCAGUCUCUCUGUCUCAGUCUCGUGCCCUUGUCGACUGCCCGUAGUCACUCAGAGGUGUGUGUGGAGGAGUGUGUAUCAGUGCAGCCUUUUCCACACACACACUAAAUACAGAGGACCGGUGUGUGGAAAUGUAAAGUGUUUUGUUCACUAUUGUUUGUGGCGUGAUUUUGUAAAGGAUACUGUCAGACAUCGGUGCA